UCGACAUUUAGGUACGACGUCGAGGUUAGUGGUUGCGCACCGACUCUCAUCCAGGAUGCGUUCGAACACUCGCUUGCUCAUUCGCAGCGCGGUCGGUGGUUAUGCUUUCAAAGCUGCUCACUCGCCCAGCUCCUCGGAUCGUGGUCACCUCGGCUGAGGAUGCGGAGACCGCUGCCAGCCGUCUUCAGCAAUACUCGCAGCGCAGCUCAAUUUUGAUCAUCGCACUUUGAUACGAACUACUCAUACCAUUAAUCAUUACAGGAUGCGGACCUUCGCGGCAAUGAGUUCCCCUUUGGUGAGGGUAGCACCAGCUGCAGUGCGCUGCAGUUCGCGGAGGUGCUUCUCAAGCUCUCAGAACUUGCAAGCCACAUGGGGGUUCAUAGGUCUCGGACGGAUGGGGUAUCCUAUGGCGAAGAACCUUCGCGCAAAGAUCCCAGUCGAAGACACGCUUUUUGUGCACGAUGUCAAUACCGCCGCCACAAAGCAGUUCCUCGAGGAAAAUCCUCAAGGUGUUCGUGUCGCCGACAAUGUACGACAAGUUGCAGAGAAAGCGGAAGUCGUCAUCACCUCUCUGCCAGCACCUCAGCAUGUUAAGGACGUGUAUGAGGCUAUGCUGAAGCCGGCAACUCUGCUGAAAGAUGGUGUUAGCAAGGAGCGUCUUUUCAUCGAUUGCUCGACUAUAGAUCCCAAGACAUCUGGAGCUGUAGCUGAGUCCGCUCGUUCCUCAGGCCAGGGAACGUUCAUUGAUGCCCCCAUGUCUGGCGGUGUCGUUGGCGCUCAGGCUGGUACUUUGACGUUCAUGAUUGGUGCUGCUCCAGAGGUUGUCGACCAAGUGACUGCAGUACUGUCGCUGAUUGGUCGGAAAGUGAUUCAUCUUGGAGAGCAAGGAUCAGGUCUCAAGGGCAAACUUGCAAACAACUACCUUCUAGCACUGAACAAUGUCGCUACUGCGGAAGCCAUGAAUAUGGGUGUUCAGUGGGGCCUCGAUCCAAAGGCGCUUGCGAACAUGAUUAACAUUAGCACUGGUAAAUGCUGGCCAAGCGAAGUCAACAACCCAGUACCUGGUGUGAUUGAAGGAUCGCCGGCAAGCAGGGGAUAUGACGGAGGCUUUGGGGUUGCCCUAGCCAACAAGGAUCUGAAGCUUGCGCUCAAGGCUGCAGAAGAUGCCAACGUAAAGCUUGCGUUGGGAGAGUCAGCGAGGGCGCUCUAUGACGCGGUAGAGAAGGCGGAGAACUGCAAGGGCAAGGACUUCUCUGUUGUCUACAGAUAUCUAGGUGGCAAAGAAUAGACAGAUGAAAAUCAAUUCUAUGAAC
Dothidotthia symphoricarpi CBS 119687 is the source of this 1313-nucleotide messenger RNA. Its product is annotated as 3-hydroxyisobutyrate dehydrogenase. The transcript is spliced from 3 exons. The coding region runs from base 263 to 1288 and encodes 341 amino acids. Gene Ontology annotation, biological process: L-valine catabolic process. Gene Ontology annotation, cellular component: mitochondrion. The record is from RefSeq and is a predicted model, not a curated record. NCBI's taxonomy places the organism in Eukaryota, Fungi, Ascomycota, Dothideomycetes, Pleosporales, Dothidotthiaceae. Gene Ontology annotation, molecular function: NADP binding; NAD binding; 3-hydroxyisobutyrate dehydrogenase activity.